This is a messenger RNA of Arabidopsis lyrata subsp. lyrata, 2614 nucleotides long. RefSeq names its product origin of replication complex subunit 1B. The coding region runs from base 49 to 2514 and encodes 821 amino acids. Lineage: Eukaryota; Viridiplantae; Streptophyta; Magnoliopsida; Brassicales; Brassicaceae. The transcript has a single exon. Gene Ontology annotation, molecular function: DNA replication origin binding; ATP binding; chromatin binding. The record is from RefSeq and is a predicted model, not a curated record. Gene Ontology annotation, biological process: DNA replication initiation; mitotic DNA replication checkpoint signaling. Gene Ontology annotation, cellular component: nuclear origin of replication recognition complex.
CUUCAAUCUCUCUUCAUUCUUCAGCCAGAACCCUAGCUUAGACCAUCCAUGGCUUCGACUCCAAGAGCAAAAACCUUCAAAUCCCCAACCAAAACACCGACUAACAUCUAUCGCAAAUCGUAUCUAUCACCAUCUUCAACCUCACUCACUCCUCAAACCCCAGAAACUCUAACUCCUCUUCGUAGAUCCGCUCGUCAUGUUUCUCGAAAAAUCGAUCUGGGAAAUGACCCAAUCGAUGUUCCAGGAAGAGAAUCAAUCGAAGAAAUGAAUCUAAUUCGAAAACGAGAACGAGCGCCGAGAAAACCAACCACUGAUGUUGUUCCAGAGAAGUCGACGAAAUCAGAAACUCCGAAGAAGAAGAAGAAGAUCGAUUCGGAAGUUUCCUUCUCUCCUGUUUCUCCAAUUCGAUCUGAGACGAUUAAGAAGACGAUUAAGAAGAGAGUUUAUUACAAUAAAGUCGAAUUCGAUGAAACCGAAUUCGAAAUCGGUGAUGAUGUUUAUCUUAAGAGAAGAGAAGACGCGAAUUCAGAUGAAGAAGAAGAUCCAGAAAUUGAAGAUUGUCAGAUUUGUUUCAAAUCGGAUACUAACAUAAUGAUUGAGUGUGAUGAUUGUUUAGGUGGAUUUCAUUUGAAAUGCUUGAAACCGCCGUUGAAGGAAGUUCCUGAAGGUGAUUGGAUCUGUCAAUUUUGUGAGGUUAAAAAGUCAGGUCAAACAACACUUGUGGUUCCUAAGCCACCGGAAGGGAAGAAAUUAGCGAGAACGAUGAGGGAGAAGCUUCUUUCCGGUGAUUUAUGGGCGGCUCGAAUCGAGAAGUUGUGGAAAGAAGUUGAUGAUGAUGGUUGUGUGUAUUGGAUUAGAGCUCGUUGGUAUAUGAUACCUGAAGAGACGGUUUCAGGGCGUCAACCGCAUAAUUUGAAGCGCGAGCUUUAUUUGACGAAUGAUUUUGCUGAUGUAGAGAUGGAAUGUAUUCUUAGGCAUUGUUUUGUCAAGUGUCCUAAGGAGUUUUCGAAGGCGAGUAAUGAUGGUGAUGAUGUGUUUUUGUGUGAGUAUGAGUAUGAUGUGCAUUGGCGUAGUUUUAAGCGUUUGGCCGAAUUGGCUGAUGGAGAUUCGGAUAGUGAUCAAGAGUGGAAUGGUAGGAAAGAGGAGGAGAUUGAUGAUAGUGAUGAAGAGAUGGAGUUUGAUGACGAAGAAAGUGUUCGUGGGGUUUCGAAGAGUAAGCGAGGAUGUUUAACGAGUGCAAGAGGAGGUGCGAAUUCUCGUAAAGGGCGUUUCUUUGGGCUUGAGAAGGUGGGAGCAAAGCGGAUUCCUGAACAUGUGAGAUGUCAUAAGCAGACUGAGUUAGAAAAGGCGAAAGCUACUUUGUUGUUGGCUACACGUCCUAAGUCUCUUCCUUGUAGAAGCAAAGAAAUGGAAGAGAUCACUGCAUUUAUAAAAGGUUCAAUCUCGGAUGAUCAGUGUUUAGGAAGAUGUAUGUAUAUUCAUGGUGUUCCCGGGACUGGGAAGACUAUUAGUGUAUUAUCGGUUAUGAAGAAUCUAAAGGCUGAGGUUGAAGAGGGAAGCGUUAGCCCAUAUUGCUUUGUGGAGAUCAAUGGUCUCAAAUUGGCUUCACCUGAGAACAUUUACAGCGUUAUCUAUGAAGCGUUGAGUGGUCAUCGAGUCAGUUGGAAGAAAGCUCUACAGUCUUUAAAUGAGAGGUUUGCAGAAGGAAAAAGGAUUGGUAAAGAAGAUGAGAAGCCUUGCAUACUUCUCAUCGACGAACUUGAUCUUCUAGUAACUAGAAACCAGUCGGUUUUAUACAAUAUUCUGGAUUGGCCUACCAAGCCUAACUCCAAAUUGGUUGUGUUGGGAAUAGCAAACACGAUGGAUCUUCCAGAGAAGCUGCUUCCUCGGAUUUCAAGCCGAAUGGGUAUACAAAGAUUGUGUUUCGGUCCUUAUAACCACACUCAGCUACAAGAAAUCAUUUCUACAAGGUUGAAAGGAAUCAAUGCUUUUGAGAAGACAGCUAUUGAAUUUGCUUCGAGAAAAGUAGCUGCUAUUUCAGGAGAUGCAAGACGUGCGCUUGAGAUAUGCAGGCGAGCUGCAGAAGUAGCGGAUUACCGUCUAAAGACUAACAAAACUGCAAAGAAUCAGCUGGUAAUUAUGGCAGAUGUUGAAACAGCUAUUCAAGAGAUGUUUCAGGCACCUCAUAUUCAAGUUAUGAAGAGCGUAUCGAAACUGAGUAAGAUCUUCUUGACGGCUAUGGUUCACGAGCUUUACAAAACAGGAAUGGCAGAGACAACAUUUGACCGAGUAGCAACGACAGUAUCAUCUAUUUGCUUAACCAAUGGAGAAGCUUUUCCAGGUUGGGACAUUCUUCUCAAAAUCGGUUGCGAUCUUGGUGAAUGUAGAAUCAUUCUCUGUGAACCUGGAGAGAAGCAUAGAUUGCAGAAGCUGCAGCUGAAUUUUCCAAGUGAUGAUGUUGCUUUUGCAUUGAAAGACAACAAGGAUCUUCCAUGGCUGGCCAAUUACUUGUGAGUUUUUUCUGUUUAUUGAAUCAUUUAUCAUCUCGACUUGUAUCUGUUUCUGAAAUGUGUCAUGUAUUCUUUGUUUGUUAAAUUACAUACAAAAUUGUAUU